Messenger RNA from Mercenaria mercenaria, 1033 nucleotides. Its product is annotated as glutathione S-transferase-like. Gene Ontology annotation, molecular function: glutathione transferase activity. The record is from RefSeq and is a predicted model, not a curated record. NCBI's taxonomy places the organism in Eukaryota, Metazoa, Mollusca, Bivalvia, Venerida, Veneridae. Bases 114 to 725 code for a protein of 203 amino acids. The transcript is spliced from 5 exons. Gene Ontology annotation, biological process: glutathione metabolic process.
AGGAACUUGUCCGUGCAAAUUUUAGAACAUUUCUACUUUGUUAGUGCAGGAGACCGUUAGGCAUUCUUAAUAAUUUUUAUAUUUCAAAUUUUACUCGUUCAUUAACUAAAAAGAUGCCUUCUUACAAGCUGACGUAUUUCAAUGGGAGAGGAAGAGGAGAAUUAUCAAGGAUGGUUUUUGCUGCGGCAGAAAAAAAGUUUGAAGACAAAAGAAUAGAAUUUUCUGACUGGCCGGCACUGAAAGCAGAAAUGCCACAGGGUACGAUGCCCGUCCUUGAAGUAGAUGGGAAGAGAAAGAUCUCUCAGAGCGUAGCAAUUGCACGUUAUUUAGCCAGAGAAUUUAAUAUGUAUGGGAAAGGAAACGCUGAAAUGGCCAUUGUCGACCAGAUAGUUGACACGUGCCUCGACGUUUUUACACCCUUUGUAAAAAUAGCAUUCAAUCCCGAUAAAGAGGAGAAGGCAAAACAAAUGGAAGAAUUCUAUUCAUCAACUUUACCAAAACUUUUAGGCUUUCUAGAAAAUCUUGUCAAAGAGACUGGAAAGAGUGGGUUCGCUGUGGGCUCAUCUCUGACAUUGGGUGACCUCGCCUUGUACACUUACAUCGAAAACUGCGGGGCUGGCGGUAAACUGGAGAAAUUCCCACUUCUUGCUGCAAACCGAAAGAAGGUCGAAGAACUACCAAGGAUUAAAACAUAUUUGAAAAACCGCCCUGUUACCGAAUUUUAAAAUGUCAAAAAAUGCAAUAUAUAAAUAUGUAUUGUCUUAUAUGUUAUUUAUUUAUCAUAAUUUUAUUAUUUAUUUUUCAUAGAUGACAUUCUGUUUCACACAAAGCAAAGUUAAAAAAAAAACAAUAUGUAUACUUUAGUUGAUACUUAUUACUAGCUUAAUUUUAAAUAAUUUUGAAAUAGAAACCUUAAAUAGCACCAUGAAAUAAAAUAGAUGUCUUGCCUCUUUGGUUUUAAAAGUAUAAAUGUAGUGGUAUUUGAGCAUCUUAUUUUUCUUUCUUUUUUUGGAAUAAAGUUGUAGUAGAGACA